AUGGAUGUUAUUUGGUCAAAAGAUAAAUUGUUUAAAAUAUUCAGUACAGAGUCCAUUAUGGUCCAUGCGAAUGCAACUGGGGACUCUGGUUCAGUUUCUGGGCCUUGUUGCCACAUCUGCGGUGGCGAUAGCGAUUUACGACGCCUGGAAGAGACCUACGUGUGGAACGGGAUCGAGGAACAGUACGACAGGAUGCUAUUCGAAUGCUAUGGCGUUAGGGUACCGAAAUCAGACUGUAUGAUAUGUGAUCACUGUAUACAUCAGCUGCGGAACGCGCAGAGGUUCAGACGUUUGGUUCAAGCCGCCUUUACCAAACCACCUGAAGAAAGCCCACUCAGAGACGGCUCUAAAAUCAAAAUCGUAAAAAGUUUAUCAAGUACAAAAAUCGGUAUUGCAGUGCACUACACUAAGAAAAAUUCAGUGAAAGAAAUCAAACCUAAAGUAGCCAUAGACAAUCUGCAAAAGAAAUGCGAAUUAAGGCGGGAACGAAAGCGUCUGUUCAACACGCACGUUGAAACUAAAAAAGCGAAUGUUGCCUGCACCAUUUGUAAUCAUCGUUACCCAAUGAUUGUACCUUUUGACGGUAUUAAGAAAUUUGUCUGUUCUCGUUGUAAGAAAAAUUCUGAAACGUAUGGGAUUUGUAGAAAAUGUAAUUUAAGAAUGCCAAUGAAUUCAAUGAACGAACAUUUAAAGUCACAUGCAAAAAUAAAGCCCAAGGGAAAAAAUAGAUUAUCUAACUUCACUAAACCGCCAGUAUUAAACAAAACAGUAAACUUGUCGAGAACUCAAACAUUUGUGAAGUACCCAAAAAAGUAUCAAUGUAGCCAAUGCGAAAAGAAAUAUAUAGUUCCCCAACACCUUGCGCAACAUAUCGCCAUUGUUCACGGCGAUAGCUUGAAUUGCACUUGUACUGUAUGCGGGAAGGAUAUGAAAACGCGGGAAAUGCUUGGCAAACACAUGAGUACACACACAGGGCAGCCAAUAUAUAAAUGCAAUAUUUGUAUGAAAAUAUUUAAGAGCCAGCGCAACCUUCAAGCUCAUUAUUUGACACAUGAAAAGUACUAA
This is a messenger RNA of Parnassius mnemosyne (clouded apollo), 1065 nucleotides long. NCBI's taxonomy places the organism in Eukaryota, Metazoa, Arthropoda, Insecta, Lepidoptera, Papilionidae. The record is from the annotation of a GenBank genome assembly.